GCUGGCUUCAUGAACUGGCAAAACGUCUCGACACCCCUUACUUCCUGUCCCCUUUAACCUCGUUCCUCGGAGUCACUGAUUCGCUGCACACUUCUAGAACGAAUGGGUUGGCAGCCAAUUACAAUCACUGGAACACAUCAGGGUCAGAGCCAAUUGGACAGGAUUUCUCCUCCUCCUUCAGCUCCGGCCAAUGGAACGUCAGCGAGGCGGGGCGGAGCCAGGUGAAUGGCUCAGGGGCCUCGGGGGCGGCGCUAGGAGGCGGACCAUCAGUGAGGAGCUCCUACGUGACAUCUCUGUACUUCGCUCUGAGCAGUCUGACCAGCGUGGGCUUCGGAAACGUCUCAGCCAACACCGACUCAGAGAAGAUCUUCUCCAUCUGCACCAUGCUCAUAGGAGCCCUGAUGCAUGCUGUGGUAUUCGGUAACGUGACAGCCAUCAUCCAGAGGAUGUACUCUCGGCGCUCCCUCUACCACACACGUACCAAGGACCUGAAGGACUUUAUCCGGGUCCACGGGCUGCCCAAGGCCCUGGAACAACGCAUGAUGGAGUGCUUCCAGACCACCUGGUCCGUCAACAACGGCAUCGACGUCAGCGAGCUGUUGAAAGACUUCCCAGAUGAGUUGAGGGCAGACAUCGCCAUGCAGCUGAACAAGGAUCUCCUGCAGCUGUCUCUUUUUGAGUCGGCCAGUAGGGGGUGUCUGCGCUCCCUGUCCCUCAUCAUAAAGACAUCGUUCUGCGCCCCGGGGGAGUAUCUCAUCCGCCAGGGAGACGCCCUGCAGGCCAUCUACUUUGUCUGCUCUGGGUCCAUGGAGGUGCUGAAGGACAACACGGUGCUGGCUAUACUGGGUCGUGGGGACCUGAUUGGCUCGGACUUCCUGACCAAGGAGCAGGUGAUCAAGACCAAUGCCGAUGUGAAGGCCCUAACCUACUGUGACCUGCAGUACAUCAGUCUGAAGGGGCUCAGAGAGGUGCUCUGGCUCUACCCAGAGUACGCCCAGAAGUUCAUCACUGAGAUACAACAUGAUCUGACUUACAAUCUGAGAGAGGGGCAUACGGCUGAGAUGGACUGGGUGACUAACGGUGGUAUUGUGAAGAAGCUUUCCUCCAUCAAAGAGGACGAGGAGGGAUCUGAGGAGGCUCAACACUCUCCCCUCCCCAAAAUGCCCCGUUCCCCUCUGGGUCUGGGAUGGGGGCUGGGCUCGCCCCUGCGCUCCCCACUGCGCUCGCCCCUGCGUAGCCCCUCCCGCCCCCCCACAGACCACCGCAGGCACCGCCCCACCACUCUCCAGAUUCCUGUGGUGAGCUUCAGUUGUGCCCCUCUGGACCUCAGUCCCAGGUUUGUGGAUGGCAUUGAAACAGACAGUGGUAGUAGUUUGGGCCGGAAGUUUGACUUCAGCCCCAGUGUAAUAAGCCCACCCAGCUCUAGUCCAGGAAUGCAGGAGGAUGCAGAGACCGUCCAGACUAUUACUAAACUGACAGAAGAGAUGACUAGCCUAUCCCUGCAGGUGUCACAGGUCAGCCAGGACCUCCAGGAAAUGACACGGCUGCUCAAGCCCCUCCUCCAGCCCCUCCUCCUCCAAGGCUCUUCCCAGUCCGUCCUCUCCUCCCUUAUGGCUGCCCUGACUCCGCCCACCAGUGAGACUCUCAGUAGCUCCGCCCCUCCACCUCCCAAAACUCCUUCCAACACCAACUUACUGCUGUUGGAAGAUACAGAGAUAGAGGGGGAGAGGAGACACCCGGAUCGCCACUUUCAGACACCUUCCGGGGGUCUGACAACCGUCCCCCUGCCCCAUCCUCACUCGGCUUCAAUAGGGGCAGAGAUGACCCCGACUAGCCCUGUUCAGCUCAGCUUCAUCGACGAGGAGAGGCCCACUGUCUGAGAGAAAGGAUUCACCAACACAGGACUGGCAUGACGAGACUGGCAUCAUGGCAUGGCUGGCAUGACACCCCUCAUAUCACUGCAUGAGGCACAUGGCUGCCCUGGGUUACUGUUUAUUUAAUACUAAGAUAACAUGAAGUAAGUUAUUAUUACCAAAUGUAUUUAUUCCUAAUAUGAAAUGUUAUGAACUGACAAGUUAUUGUUAUACCAUAUCUAUCACUGGCUAUGAUCAAAUGAAACACAUCAAAAAUAUAAAAGUCUUGUUUUACAGUUUAGGCUCUAGAGUUGGUUUGACGCAGAGUGACUGCAGAGAGGAUCUUGUCCAUUGGUUGUGGGCUGUAUUAGACAUUAUCAGACUUACACCAAACGCACAAUAAAAACACAACUCGUCAGCUGCUUGCCAGUCAGGGUUUUAUUUUAGCUGGUGGCCAUGGCUCAGUGUUAGGUCCAUCUCUUGGGUGCCCACUGGUUGGUGUUAGCUGGUGGCCAUGGCUCAGUGUUAGAUCCAUCUCUUGGGUGCCCACUGGUUGGUGUUAGCUGGUGGCCAUGGCUCAGUGAUAGGUCCAUCUCUUGGGUGCCCUCUGGUUGGUGUUAGCUGGUGGCCAUGGCUCAGUGUUAGGUCCAUCUCUUGGGUGCCCUUUGGUUGGUGUUAGCUGGUGGCCAUGGCUCAGUGUUAGGUCCAUCUCUUGGGUGCCCUUUGGUUGGUGUUAGCUGGUGGCCAUGGCUCAGUGUUAGGUCCAUCUCUUGGGUGCCCGCUGGUUGGUGUUAGCUGGUGGCCAUGGCUCAGUGUUAGGUCCAUCUCUUGGGUGCCCACUGGUUGGUGUUAGCUGGUGGCCAUGGCUCAGUGUUAGAUCCAUCUCUUGGGUGCCCACUGGUUGGUGUUAGCUGGUGGCCAUGGCUCAGUGAUAGGUCCAUCUCUUGGGUGCCCUCUGGUUGGUGUUAGCUGGUGGCCAUGGCUCAGUGUUAGGUCCAUCUCUUGGGUGCCCACUGGUUGGUGUUAGCUGGUGGCCAUGGCUCAGUGUUAGGUCCAUCUCUUGGGUGCCCUCUGGUUGGUGUUAGCUGGUGGCCAUGGCUCAGUGUUAGGUCCAUCUCUUGGGUGCCCUUUGGUUGGUGUUAGCUGGUGGCCAUGGCUCAGUGUUAGGUCCAUCUCUUGGGUGCCCGCUGGUUGGUGUUAGCUGGUGGCCAUGGCUCAGUGUUAGGUCCAUCUCUUGGGUGCCCACUGGUUGGUGUUAGCUGGUGGCCAUGGCUCAGUGUUAGGUCCAUCUCUUGGGUGCCCACUGGUUGGUGUUAGCUGGUGGCCAUGGCUCAGUGUUAGAUCCAUC
This is a messenger RNA of Oncorhynchus keta (chum salmon), 3201 nucleotides long. Its product is annotated as potassium voltage-gated channel subfamily H member 8-like. The annotation marks the transcript as partial. The transcript has 10 exons. The record is from RefSeq and is a predicted model, not a curated record. Gene Ontology annotation, molecular function: voltage-gated potassium channel activity. Lineage: Eukaryota; Metazoa; Chordata; Actinopteri; Salmoniformes; Salmonidae. Gene Ontology annotation, biological process: potassium ion transmembrane transport; regulation of membrane potential. Gene Ontology annotation, cellular component: membrane.